Molecule: messenger RNA, 301 nt
Organism: Staurois parvus
Lineage: Eukaryota; Metazoa; Chordata; Amphibia; Anura; Ranidae
Source: the annotation of a GenBank genome assembly
UCAUGAGGAAUCUGUGGUGUGAAUGGUCAUUAACAUAUCUUUUUUUUCCAAGGGUGGGAGAGGUCUGAGGUGUGAAUUGGUCAUUACAAUGUGUGACAAGCUUGGUAGGAACAUCCUGUGUUCAGUGUUUUGUCCAUUUGAGUACCUUGAACACUUUGCAUGCAUUUUCCAUGACGAAAAAAGGCUCUGGACAGCAUCGGAAACUGGAAUAGUUAAAAAAAAUAUUCAAAUGCAAACACUUAUAAACUGUUUUGCGUUUGAAACACUGAUAAAAUCGACUGCUGAACGCAAGUUUUCUGCG